AUGGGACUAUCUCCAGUUAUGGAUAAUAUUUAUUAUUUUGGAAUUUAAAAAAUUAAGGAUAUUUACCAUAUGAAUUAAUAAACAAAAAUAUUGUUCUAUUAAUUAAAAGUUGAAUAUUUGAAAUUUCUCCAUUAUAAUAAGAAAAUAUAAUGGAUUAAUCUAUAAAUUAAAAAAGAGAAGAAUAAGUUGCAUGAAUCCAGUAUAAUAAUUAGAAAUAGUGGGAAAAAAGAAAUUAAAAAGAUUCUACAAAAAGGGAAACAAGAAUAUAAAAUGUUGAAUCCAGAUCUUCAAUUAAUUAAAUAUAUAAACUAUAUCUUCAGAUUAUCACAUAGAGUGAAGCCUAGCUUAAAGAAUAAACAAUUAUCAGGGUAGGCGUAAAGCUUGAACUUGAAAAGGAUGCAUACAUUAAUAUUAAAACUACCUUCAACAUAUGUCAAUUUAGGAAAAAUAAUCAAAGUUCAUGCAGAACCCUGGAAAUUAAAAGUGAACCGAAAAAGAGAAAAAUAAACUCUUCUGAUAAGAAUGGCAAAAUUAGGUAGAAAAACAAGGAUAUCAGGAUCAAAUUAAUAUUAACUUGAGAUGAUAUUUAAGGGAGAAGUCAAUGAUUAAAAGGUGAAAAUUUUUUUUUUCCUUACAAGAGAUCCUACUAUUAAUUCAUCUAUAAAAAAGAAAUAUAUAUUCAAAUCAAUCAGAAUUUUUCAGGAAAUUUUAUUCUAGAUAUUAAAGUUAUUUC
Molecule: messenger RNA, 733 nt
Organism: Paramecium primaurelia
Lineage: Eukaryota; Ciliophora; Oligohymenophorea; Peniculida; Parameciidae
Source: the annotation of a GenBank genome assembly